Emericellopsis cladophorae is the source of this 888-nucleotide messenger RNA. Its product is annotated as D-arabinitol 2-dehydrogenase [ribulose-forming]-like protein. Gene Ontology annotation, cellular component: intracellular anatomical structure. The record is from RefSeq and is a predicted model, not a curated record. The transcript has 2 exons. Lineage: Eukaryota; Fungi; Ascomycota; Sordariomycetes; Hypocreales; Bionectriaceae. Gene Ontology annotation, molecular function: oxidoreductase activity, acting on NAD(P)H, oxygen as acceptor. Bases 1 to 888 code for a protein of 295 amino acids.
AUGAGUAUAUCGGCCUCUAGGCAAGGCGGAAACCCCGAGCCUAAUACCGAGGGACUAUCGAGAGAAGCACCAAUCGGCGGCAAGCGAUUCGCAGACUUGGAACUCGUUGGGCAUGUAUUCAUAGUGACGGGCGGAGCACGAGGGCUUGGUCUAGCCUUAGCCGAAGCACUCGUCGAAGCAGGCGCAAAAGUCUACUGUUUCGACAAGGCUGCGAGUCCAGAUCAAAAAUGGAACGAAGCCUUGGAGCGAGUGGUCCCGGAAUGGGGCGGCCACCUGGAAUAUCGUCAAGUCGAUGUGCAGGACACACCGGCGCUUGAAAGACUAAUCGGCGCAAUCGCCGAGGAAAAUGGUCGUCUCGACGGAGCUGUCGCAGCUGCAGGGAUUCAGCAGAUUAAGCCUGCGUGCGAAUACACUCCGGAACAAGCCGACAAGAUACUCAAGGUCAACUACACUGCAGUACUUAUGACGGCAUCGAUCACGGCACGCAAGAUGAUGGAAUACAAGUGCCACGGGAGUAUCUGCCUCGUUGCUAGCAUGUCUGGCUCCGUUGCUAAUAAGGGUCUAAUAUCGCCCGUAUACAAUUCAUCCAAGGCUGCCGUCAUUCAACUCGCGCGCAAUUUGGCCAUGGAAUGGAGUCCCCUAAAGGAAGAUGGAACUGGAGGUAUUCGAGUCAACAGUCUGAGUCCGGGACAUAUUCUGACGCCCAUGGUGCUUAAGAAUCUCGAGGAGGUCCCGGGGCUGAAAGAGAAAUGGGCUAGGGAGAACAUGAUGGGGCGCCUGGCAACGACAAGCGAGUUCAAAGGCGCCGGUUUGUUCCUUUUGAGCAAAGCGAGCAGUUUCAUGACAGGAUCGAAUCUUGUCGUGGAUGGAGGCCAUACGGCUUGGUAG